Messenger RNA from Helobdella robusta, 1383 nucleotides. RefSeq lists its product as hypothetical. Lineage: Eukaryota; Metazoa; Annelida; Clitellata; Rhynchobdellida; Glossiphoniidae. The transcript is spliced from 7 exons. The record is from RefSeq and is a predicted model, not a curated record. The annotation marks the transcript as partial. Gene Ontology annotation, cellular component: plasma membrane. Gene Ontology annotation, molecular function: transmembrane transporter activity. Gene Ontology annotation, biological process: magnesium ion homeostasis; transport.
AUACUACCCUUCUGGCUGCAGAUCAUAUCCGUCAUCUGCCUUCUCAUCUUCUCCGGACUGUUCAGCGGUUUGAAUUUGGGCCUGAUGGCUCUCGACGUCACUGAAUUAGACAUCCUCAUCAACUCAGGAACCAAACAAGAGAAAAAAUACGCCAGGGCUAUUUUGCCGCUGAGAAAAAAAGGAAACUUUUUGUUGUGUACCAUACUGUUGGGAAAUGUGUUGGUGAACAACACGUUGACGAUUCUACUGGACGAUUUGACGGGCAGUGGAUUGGUGGCCAUCUUGGGGUCAACUGUGGCCAUCGUUGUCUUCGGAGAGAUCAUUCCGCAAGCUAUAUGUUCGAGAUAUGGAUUGAUGGUUAUAGGCGCGAAAACAAUUUGGUUCACGAAAUUUUUCACCAUCCUUACCUUCCCUCUGUCUUAUCCAAUCAGUUUGAUCCUUGACUGUAUUCUCGGCAAAGAAAUAGGGUACGUCUUCAAUAGAGACAGGUUGAGAGAACUGAUCAGAGUGACUGAAGAUAAGAUUGAUUUGGAGAGAGACGAGCUAAAAAUCAUAUCGGGCGCUUUGGAUCUGUCGAAAAAAACAAUUGCUGACGUCAUGACGAGGAUUGAUGAUGUAUACAUGAUAGAGGAGAACAGUUUACUGAACUUUGAAACUCUCAACCAAAUCAUUUGCUCCGGCUACUCACGGAUACCAGUGUACAGUGGGAGCCGCCACAACAUCGUCGCCAUCUUUAACGUUCGGGAUCUGGCAUUCGUUGAUCCGGACGACUGCACGCCACUGAAGACGAUCCUCUCCUUCUACAAACACCCACUCCAUUUCUGUUCCAUCGACACCAGAUUGGACGUUAUACUUCAAGAGUUUAAGAAAGGUUUCAACAACAUUGAGAAAACAAUAACGGAAGCUGAUGAUGUGGCUCCUGAGGACGAGACUCCUGACAAUGUCGGCAUCGUCACACUUGAAGAUGUCAUUGAGGAAAUCUUGCAGUCAGAAAUCGUUGACGAAUUUGACAUGAUAUCUGACAAUCGAGCAAAGUCUCCAGUGAAGAAGAGGACAACCUUCGACUUCUCCUUGCUUCACAAGAGUAGCAAACACAACUUGCUGUCGCCGCAGAUGGCGCUGGCCGCUUUCAGAUUCCUAUCUUCAUCCGUUUCAGCUUUCCAUCCCGACAUCAUAUCAGAAAACGUCCUGCAACGACUACUGAAAGAGAACGUGGUGAAGGUCUUGAACCUGAAAUCCUCGGCCUGCCACUACCUCUACCAACUGAACAGCCCCACCGACCACUUCAUCAUGCUACUGGAGGGGAGGGUGGAGGUCGAGUUCGGCAAGGACAAGGUCACUUUUGAGGGCGGGCCAUUUGUUUACUUUGGAGUGCAAGCCAUU